AUGGUGGGUAGUAGUCGGCUGGGGAUGCGGCAUGUGCGUGACUGCUGUGGUGGCGUAGCAGCCAAUCCGUCGCUGCUGACACUGGCAGCUGUUACGACGACGACGACUCGCAUACAAUACCGUUGGCAGUCUUUCUUUGGCGAGCAUCGUGAAACGGCGCGACGGUCACGGCAAGCACACAGCCAUCCACUGGCACCCAAAGAUCCUGCUGCACGCAACAUCGUAAUUCCCGACACUGUACACGCCAAGUCUUCCUCUCCAGCGGCUCUUCCUGCGGAAGUGCUGCAGAAACGGGCACAACGUGCGCUUCUGAGGCAGCUGCAGCAGAACCUUGUCUGGGAGGGCACUGUCAUUGACGAUGAACGGCACGACUUAAUUCAACAUUUUGUUAAGCUUCGUCAGAACCCCAAGUACCGGUCCUCAAAGCAAAUGAUGAUUUUAGGUGGCAAGGACAUGUUGCGGGAACUGUUUGAGGACGGAUACACGCCGCGGCAUCUUCUUAUCCGCGGCACACAGGAGGUACCUUCAUGGACGAAAACGAAGGGGGUAAAGACGGAGAUUGUGCGCGUUGAUCGACGCGUGGCAGAGGUCUGUGCCCCUGGAAAUGACGGCUACAUUGGUGACUUUGACAUUCCUUCACCCCCGGCAAAGGAGAAUCUUAUAGCCAACAAGCAACGAUUUGACCGCAUUCUUGUGCUUGACAAUGUUGACGAACCCGGUUUGCUGGGAACCUUGCUGCGGACCGCCGCUGGCUUUCAUUACGAUGCGAUUAUUACGACCAACCACUGUGCUGACCUUUAUGACCAUCGCGUGCUUCGGGCAGCUCGCGGUGCCCACUUUCAGAAGGGAGUGCCGAUAUAUAUUCUGAAAGACGAAGACGGCGAUGACGUGUACGGUAUGUUGAACCACAUUCUAAAGAGAAACAACAUGUCCACUGUUUGCUUUACCCCGGUCGAUGAUGAUGUGGAGAACAAAAGUAAUGUCAAAGAGUCAACAAGUGUGGUGUCGCGUAGCCCCACUGCUCAUGUAGGUACCGUUGCAAGGGAAGGGCUUUCUGAUUACUGUCAUCGUUGCUUUACAAAUGAAGAGGCGAAGGGUCAGCUCCUCAUUGCCGGUCCGAAUCAUAAACGUAAUUCGCUGCGACGGUGGUCAAAACGGCUUGCCAGCCCUGUGACUCGGUUGCUGCUGGAUGAGGUAACACAGACUGAUUUGUUGGUAGCGCUUUCUGUUGUUAUUCAUGCCCUGCGGCCGCAUGGAAACUGGGAUUAUCUCCCCACGAGCGAGACGCCUGACAGUCAUACCGCUACCUUGGAGCUGCAGACAUUGAAGGCAACGGUUGAUAUUGGUGCGGAUCGUCUAGAUCUACGCGAAACGGACUUGAAUCUUGAUGAGGAGGAACAAGUGGAGAAGGCCCGGUUAAAGAAUGAGUUUAUGCGAUGGAAGCGGCUGCAGCGUCGAAAAAUGAGCGACUACGAACACUGGAUGGAGGCGGAGACGCAACGCGUGCGGGAGAUGGCGGCGAACGAAAGGCGGCGGCAGGUGAUGCCGUGGGCUCGACUGUAUUGGCGUCACCAGAAGGGGGCAGCAGGGCUGCCGCCGUCGGUGCCAAACAUCAUUGAUGAGUAUCGCAUGCCGCUUGAUCGUGACGCUCUUCGUGAGGAACAGGAGGUGAGUACGAGCUAUGUGAGGCCGGAGAACUACAACCGGUAG
This is a messenger RNA of Trypanosoma rangeli, 1710 nucleotides long. RefSeq names its product tRNA/rRNA methyltransferase YsgA. Lineage: Eukaryota; Euglenozoa; Kinetoplastea; Trypanosomatida; Trypanosomatidae. Gene Ontology annotation, molecular function: RNA binding; RNA methyltransferase activity. Gene Ontology annotation, biological process: RNA processing. The coding region runs from base 1 to 1710 and encodes 569 amino acids. The transcript has a single exon. The record is from RefSeq and is a predicted model, not a curated record.